Haemorhous mexicanus (house finch) is the source of this 3022-nucleotide messenger RNA. Its product is annotated as epidermal retinol dehydrogenase 2-like. The transcript is spliced from 7 exons. Gene Ontology annotation, molecular function: oxidoreductase activity, acting on the CH-OH group of donors, NAD or NADP as acceptor. NCBI's taxonomy places the organism in Eukaryota, Metazoa, Chordata, Aves, Passeriformes, Fringillidae. The record is from RefSeq and is a predicted model, not a curated record. The coding region runs from base 185 to 1105 and encodes 306 amino acids. Gene Ontology annotation, cellular component: lipid droplet.
CCAGCCCUGGUCCGGCGGGCAGGCGGCUGCGGGACGGUCGGGAGCCGGCGAAGAACGCUGCAAAAGAACUUGCUGUUUGAAGGUCGACCUCUUCUUUUUUUUUCAGUCAAUAUCCCCCGCUAUUGUAAUGUAUUGUGUUUCUGGGUUGGCACAACAGAAGAGUGGUGCUUGUACCUGAGAAAUCAUGUUCAACUUCAGAUGCAUCCAGAAGUUACUACAGUACCUGAAAUUUUUUAUUUUUUUAAUUAUUGAGAACGCCUUCUGUAUAUUUUCUCUCCGCAAAAAAUAUUUUGCUGGUGAAAUAGUACUUAUUACUGGCUCUGCAAAUGGGAUUGGAAGGCAGGUUGCCUUAAAAUUGGCUCCUUUGGGAGUAACCUUGGUUCUUUGGGACAUCGAUGAUGAAGGUAACAAAGAAACGAGCAGGCUGGCCCAACAAAAUGGAGCCAACAGGGUGUUUGUCUACCACUGUGACUGCAGCAGGAGGGAGGAUGUCUAUGAACAGGCAGACAAGGUUAGAAAAGAAGUCGGGGAUGUUACUAUUCUAAUCAAUAAUGCUGGCAUACUGAUUGGGAAAAAGUUCUGUGAUCUUACAGAUGAAGACUUUGAAAAGACCUUCAGAAUCAACUUCUUUUCUCAAGUCUGGACUUGCAAGGCCUUUCUUCCAGCCAUGGUGGCCUGUAACCGUGGGCACCUGGUUAGCACAGCCAGUGGAUCUGGAUUACUGGGACUCUACAGGCAGUCAGAUUAUUCAGCAAGUAAGUCUGCAGUCAUUGCAAUGAUGGAAGCCAUAAAUUCAGAACUGCAUCAUGGAGGAAAACGGGGCAUUAAAAUCACAAUCAUUUGCCCUUAUUUUAUUAGUACUAGGUUAAGCAAAGGCUUCAAAAGCGCAAAACCCUGUUUGUUUCCUGUUUAUGAUCCAGAGUAUGCAGCCAGCAGGAUCGUGGAUGCAAUUAAAAAGGAGAAAUUUUAUCUGAUCAUGCCUCCAGCUGUAUACUUACUUGGUCUCAAAAUUUUCCUUCCUAGAAAAGCAGUGCUAUUCCUUGAGUCUUAUGUCAAGUUCCCUGAGAGCAUGGAAGAAGCCUUUGGUCAGAAGAAAAAGGAUUGAAACAAAAAAUAUUCUGAAGAUUUCAAGUGCUAUCUAAUUGAACAUUUUCAGUAAAAAAAUAAUUUUAAAUCCUAUUUAUUAAUUGACAAAAAAAUAACUUCAUUUAUGUUAUUUCACACUGGCCAGCAUGCCAUUUAAUUCUUCACAACUCUCUUUUAAGCCUUUAUGUUUGGCAGUUUUCUGAGAAACUUUUGAAAAAUCACUGAAAUCUAAAAUAAAUUAGGUGUUACAUUGAAUGACCAAGCAACAGCUUUGCAUAGACUGUACUGUUUUCAGACUGAAGCUUCAAUGAGGUAUCCUGUUAGAGUGGAACACAAUUCUGUUGGAAAUCAUGGGAAAAUGAAGACAGGAGGAAUACCUGGAAAGUUAUGGGUGAAAUCUCUCCUUGUAUUUGGAGAGAGGUCACAACCAUGUUCUUCAACUGUCUUCAAAUGAAAUUACAACUUAAAAGUCCUAAAGAACAAAAAAAUCCCUCAAUAGCAGAAGUUUGGAGCUUAGUUACACAAAAUAUAUGCUGGUACUUGAUUGAUAAAAAUCAAUCCUCAUGUAAAUUUUCAGAAAAUGCUAACAUAAAAUGUUCAUAAUUGGCUUAAUUUAAAAACUAACAAACUGCAUAGCCGAAUAGUGAAUCCACAAAGCCUAGUUCAUAAAACCUUAAGGAAUUACAGAAAACAUUUAACAGUCAUCUAUUAACCACAUUUGCCAUCAUAAUUCAAUUGUACUUAACUAAACUCAUUCUCACAAGCUCCCAGAUACAAAUAGUUAUUAGAGUACACACUAGUGAAAUUCCUGUGUUUCCAAAGCAUGUGUGCAUUCAAUAAAUUUUCAUGUACCAGUAAAUAUUACAGGGAAACUUUUCUCUGAGAGAAGGGAAAAGCUAUCUGAAGCUUGGCUCUUUGGAAAGCAAGGUUUAUUGAUUUAUAUUAUUUAAAACUCUCUAGGUGAUGAGUAAUUAAAUAUUUUUUCUCUUAUUAAUGAGACAGCAAAGUCUAAAUUGCUUCUUGCAAAUACCAAUCAUUUUCUCAAUUGCAGGCAAAUAUGUUGAGCAUUGGGAUUCCCUUGCUCUGCAUGAAUGUCACUAUUUGGCUCUAGAUCUAUCAUCAUUUUUAAGUAUGAUUACAGGAGUCAAUGCAAAUUGACAUGACAUUAUGUUUGGGAAUAUAUUGAGAUCCUGAACAUCUUAAUGCAUAAUUUCAUUGCUGGUGCUGCAGAGCUUAAGGGCAGGGCUCAUGAGGUGAGAAAAAUGUAUUUUAAAAUGAUUUGUGAAAAGAGACUCCCACUUGAAGUAAUGUCACAUGCUAGUGACAUUAAUACAUGGUGGACUGUCCAUCAUUUAAAUGUUAAAGGUUUCAGGGUGAAAUAUUUGCAGGCUAGGAGCUCGUUGUGAGAGCUCUCUUUAAGGAUACCUCUCUUGUUUUCAGUUUUCUUAACUAAAGUGUAUCUAUCUUACCACCUACUUCUGCAGUUAUAAGUUCACAACCAUAUAGACAGGACAUGAGUAGGUUUAGAAUAGUGCAAAGAAAAUAAUAGCCUAUUUUCUAAGCUUUAUUUCACCUAUUCUGCACAGCCACCCUGCAGAACCUUAUUCUGUAUUGCUGCAACCUCAGCCAAGGGCACUUUUGACUCCAUAUUCUUUUCAGGCUAAUCUGCUUGUCUCAAGAAGGAAUUUGUAAAGCUUAUGCUUUCUAAGUCUCACAGUGAUCUGUCAGAUCUUCUUAUCAGUCCUAGAAAUCAGUAACUCACUCUUUUCCGUGAAAAUACCAGGAAAAAUUUGGGGUUUGGUGUUGGUUGAUGGUGGUGGUGUUUGGGGGGAGUAGUUUCUUUUUCAUACAGAAAAGAAGUGUGAUAGAUCCAGUAAUACAAUUCCAAAACUGUAAGACAAAACCUUCUUAUUAAAGUUCAGAAGAUGCAUUUGAA